This is a messenger RNA of Mobula hypostoma (lesser devil ray), 8218 nucleotides long. Its product is annotated as folliculin-interacting protein 2-like. The transcript has 18 exons. The record is from RefSeq and is a predicted model, not a curated record. Gene Ontology annotation, cellular component: cytoplasm. NCBI's taxonomy places the organism in Eukaryota, Metazoa, Chordata, Chondrichthyes, Myliobatiformes, Myliobatidae. Gene Ontology annotation, molecular function: ATPase inhibitor activity; protein-folding chaperone binding. The coding region runs from base 88 to 3567 and encodes 1159 amino acids.
UGACUGUGAAGCUCUAAAUGGAGUUGUUUAACUUUUAUUUACAAUGCUACCGAAUGAUCUUAUUUUGUACCAAUAAAAUGGUACAAAAUGGCUCCAACUCUGCUACAGAAGCUAUUUAAUAAAAGGGCAAAUGCGGCAUCGCCUUCGAAAAAUUCCAAGGAGGGUCCGGGGUUUAGCUGGACACUUGCAGAGUUUCAAGUUAACCAGAUUCGACUGAUUGUUUACCAGGAUUGUGAAAGGCGAGGUAGACAUGUUCUUUUUGAUUCUAAAGCGGUGCACAGAGUUGACGGUGCCAAAGUGCAGAAAACUUCGGAUGAUUUGUCCAAAUUGCAAGGAAAAUGUUGCCAUACAAGCAGCAGCGGCAAUUGCACCCAAAAUUCCUCAUCUUCCAGUGCUUCAAACACAAAGGAGCAUGUGCCUAGAUAUCAGUAUUCCCGACCUGCUUCUGAUGUCAAUAUGCUUGGAGAAAUGAUGUUUGGCUCUGUUGCAAUGAGUUACAAAGGUUCUACGUUGAAAAUACAUCACAUUCGCUCUCCCCCUCAGUUGAUGAUCAGUAAGGUUUUCUCUGCCAAGAUGGGAACCGCUGGUGGAAGUUCAAACAUGCUGCAUGACAGCUUUGAAUAUAUCAACCAAGAAAACUUUGCUGGAAAACCUUGUCCUGGUCAGAAUGGUAGCAGCAAUAUCCAUGCUUGCAAUAACCUAGGUCGGUUGGUGGUUUGUGGCAGCAAACUGCUGUUGUGUCCCACUGAUCCAGGACCGCUCCACCUCAUCAGGAGCGCUUCUUUCUUUGCAGCUCAUAGUACACCAGUAGACAUGCCAAGUCGAGGUCAAAAUGAAGACGGAGACAGUGGUAUAGCAAGAUCAGCUUCCCUGAGCAGUCUUUUGAUUACACCACUCCCCUCUCCAAAUUCUUCCUUUUCCACUAAUUGUGCCAGUAGUUUUCAACGGCGCUGGCUGCGCAAUCAGACCACCAGCCUUGAAAAUGGCAUUCUUCCCAGAUGGUCGGCUGAGGAAACAUUCAUGAUGGCAGAUGAGAGCUAUACUUGCAACCCGCAGAUGGUCCGGAGAAAGAAGAUUGCAAUCAGUGUUGUUUUCUCCUUGCCCGAGAAGGAAGAGGAGAACAGAACUUUUCAGGAGUUCUUUUUCUCUCACUUCCCCCUAUUUGAGACUCACCUGAACAAGCUGAAGACUGCUAUUGAGAAGGCAAUGAUCUCUUCCAGAAAGAUUGCCGAAUCUAGUCAGAGGGUGCAAGUUUACAUCAGCCGGGUAAUGGAGGGCCUGGGAGAAUUCAGGACCACAAUAUACAAUCUUUACUCUGCACCAAGGAUCAUUGACCCCGCUUGGCUUACCAUGAUGUUUAAUACAUCAGAAAAGAAAAAGCUGUGUCAUCGUUUUGUCAGAGAUUUUACCUUGCUGAUAGAGCAAUUAACUAAGAAUCAGUUCCUUUCAGCUUUGCUGACAGCUGUGCUCACAUAUCACCUGGCCUGGGUGCCCACAGUUAUGCCAAAUGACCUUCCGCCUAUAAAAACAUUUCAUGAGAAACACGCAUCACAGAAUGUGAAUUUACUGGGUAAAUCACAUCCAUACAAUCCUCUCUGGGCUCAACUUGGCGAUUUAUAUGGAGCAAUUGGCUCACCAGUGAGGCUCACCAAAACUGUGGUAGUUGGGAAGCGUGGAGAACUCGUUCAGCAACUACUUUAUGUCCUUAGUUACUUCAUACGAUGCUCAGAUCUUCAGGAGAAUGAGAUGCUAUGGAACAGCAAGCUCUUGGAAAGUGAGACUGCCCAAUCAGGAGCCGUGAUCAGCACUAUACUGGAGAAGGGAGAAGUGGAAGAAUCUGAAUAUGUAGUAGUUACUGUCCAUAAGGAUGACCCUGGUCCCAAGACUCCAGUUCAGUCUCUGACAAAUGCUGGACAAAGAAAUGCUGUAAUAAAAGACAAGCACACUAGUGUAGAUUUAGGUCUCAGACCUAGCAGCAGUGGAAAUAGUGGAAAUACUGAACUUGAUACGUGUGAGAGCCAGACCUCUGGACAGUGCUGUAGAGUACCUUCAGCUGAAGAUGAAACCAAUCUGGACAAUACUGUCAGUUUAAGAGCGAUUGCGGUGCCAGUUCAGGAAACCAAGGUGCAGUCAGUGAGAGAUACGGUUGCGUGUAAUGAUGAGGUACACACACUUGGGCAUGAGGCAGUUGGGCAGGUUAAAAAUUCUGAUUUGAUGCCAUUAGGCACAGUUAAGUUGGCGCCAGCAAAAAAAUCUCCAGAUUCCAGUGCCAGUACGGGCAUAAAUUGUCCAGAAAGGCCCCUUCAGAGGAGCCCACUCCUACAAGACAGAGUGAUGUUUCAACUUGGCUGCUCUUUUUCACCUGAUUCAGACAUUGACACUAGAAGGAAGGUGGUGGAGCGAAAUAUUGAACAUCAAGAUGGAGAAAACAGUACUGAUGUUCCCAUACCAAAUGAUACUGCUUUGUCAGAAAUUGAUGGUUUCCGUCAACCUGUUGUGGACCAGCUAGAAGUAACUGAAGUUGCAGAAAGGGUGGAGGCAAAGAGGCAGCAUCACCUUUCAAGGGUUCCUUGUGAAAAAAGUAUCUUGGAAUGUUUCACUGAGGACAAUAGUAUUGAAUCAAGUACACUAAGAGAACGAACCACCAGGGUUGCUUGCAGCAACAAAACAGAUGCAGCGGCUGAAUCCUCUGUACCAAGUGGGCAAAAUGAUAAAGAAAUGGUUGAAACAAUGAGGACUUGUAACAUGAAAACUACUUCUGUUAUGGUUAUCUCUAGUUCUGGUGAUCAGGACUGUCAAGACAGAAUCAUUCCCAACAUCCCCUAUGGGGAAAAAGAGGAUUCUGGGAAGAAAUCUACACUACGGAUAGAUGGUGACAUUCCUCGAAAUGAAAGUUCUGACAGUGCCCUUGGAGACAGUGAUGAUGAAGAGGGAUCCCAUAAUCCAUCGAAACAAGGACUUGAAUGUUGUAAUGAGACACAAGCUCGGGUGGCAAAGUUUGAACUUCCUGCACCAAGCGUUAAAAUGAACAGCAAGCCAAGUCUCAAUAACUUUGGAAAAUCCUUGUUUGGUGGCUACUGUCCACAGUAUGUCCCAGAUUUUGUUUUGCAUGGAAUUAAUUCAGAUGAGAAGCUGAAACAUUGUUUAAUGGCAGAUUUGGCUCAUGCUGUGCAGCAUCCUGUUUUAGAUGAACCCAUUGCAGAAGCCAUCUGCAUUAUUGCAGACACAGAUAAAUGGUCAGUCCAAGUGGCAACAAGCCAGAGGAAGGCGGUGGAUAACAAACUUGGCAAAGAAGUACAGGUCUCUAACUUAGUGUCCUGCCUCCUGCAGUCGAUUCUUCAACUGUAUAAACUACAGCUUCCAGCUGAUUUUUGUGUAAUCCAUCUUGAGGAUAGACUUCAAGAGUUGUAUUUUAAAAGUAAGAUGCUGUCUGAAUACCUCAAAGGCCACACUAGAGUCCACGUAAAAGAACUGGGAGUGGUGCUCGGAAUUGAAUCAAGUGAUUUGCCUCUCUUGUCUGCAAUAGCAAGUACUCAUUCUCCUUCUGUUGCCCAGAUACUCUUAUGAACUGAAACCUCAAAAGCAGUUGACCGGAAGGGACAAAAAGAAAUGGACUGAGCAUUGGAUGCUGUAAAGUUGGAAAGUUUUGUUAUGUGUAUUUACUUCUCAAUGAGAAUGAUGACUGGAUCAGAGCUGAAGUAUGCAUCCAAUAAGCAGUGCAAAUAUUCCAUCACUUUUCAGACAUUUUGUGACAUGCACGAGUGUCUCUCAGUGAGGAAUUUUAAUAACUAAUGCUUGGAGUUUUUUUUGAGAGUCAAAUUCUAAAAGUUGCAAUUAAAAGCAUGUAUUUCAAACAAAACCAGUUAUUCAAAAAAAAACACGGGCCUGGUUGACGUGUCUUGCUUUUACUGUGCUUUAACUUUUGAAUCAGUUCAACAAUUGCCUUAAUUGGUGCAUAACUGAGUGUUAGAACAACACAUAGCAUUCCUGUUCAGAAAUGCCUACAAUCACAUCUGUUAAUUCUACAUUUCUGAAUCACAUUGUCUUGCAAAAAAUAACAAAGGAAGUAGAGUUUGAGCAUUUGUCUGUUUACAUUGUACAAUAGUUUGACAACUUUUUCAUUUAUAUGUACGCCUAUUCAAAGGGACAAAGGCAUUUUUUAAAUGUUUGUGUUAUCUUUAAAUGAGUGUCUACGAUGAUUUAUAAUUUUAUGCAAGUUAACAUUCUUGUAUUAAUUGAGCAGGAUGUUGGAACUAAUAUUGAUAUCAGUUUUGUACAGAAAAUUCAAUGAAACUUUUGCGUUGUAAAGAAAUGUAUGAUGUUGAAUGGAGUGAGGGAAGGGAUGAUUUGUAAUCUGGUGUGUUAUAUACAUACAGUAUGGAGUGGGCUAGUGAGAAUUGUGUUAGAAACUUCUUGAUUAAAAAUCUCUCCAAUAAUGUAACAGCGAUUUAACAAACAGCUGGGUAUAUCUAAGCCAGCGUUGUUCUCUGUGGAACAGAAUACCAAGCUCACUGGUGCAUUACGUAUGUGAAAUAAUGUUCAGAGGACUUUUGAGAUGAUCUCUCUCCCAUUUUAUUUUACUGUGAAGGACCAGCCAAGUACAAAAAAAACUGUUUUACAAAUAGUAACUUUUCAGAUAAUUACUGGCUAGUGAAACUUCAUUGCAAGAAGCAAACUGCUGGGGGAACUCAGUGGGUCAGGCAAAGAUGUAGUCAACAUUUUGCGUCAAGACCCUGCAUCAGAACUGAAGGAAGACUUCUUCCUAGUUUGUUUUUCGUUCUAGGUGACAGCAUCUAUGGUCACUUGUGUCUUCAGAGAAAUCUCAUUAUUCUGUCCCACAAGUGUAACGAGGAAAUCACCUCCUCAUAGUUUCUGUGAAAAGGCUAAAUAUUGAGUGCAACAUUUUUAGUUUUGUUCUGGCUGUGGGCAGGGGUCCUAUAAGUAGAUUUCUAUUACACUCAAUGUUAUUACAAUUGAUUAUAUUUAACAAACUACAAGUAGAAUUAAUGGAAAGAAUUCAAUCAAAUUUUGAAACAAAUAUUGGUGCUUUAUUUUACUGUUCAGGUACUUUAAGCAGUUAUAAAGCUGGUACAGUAUUUCCUUCCGGCAUAAUAUUAUGGGAAAACUGGAGGUUUUUGGAAAAUCCAUGGAAACUAGAAAUGCAACAGGUUUUUAAAGUCUGCAUGUUUAUUCUUGGACAGUUAUGGGCAUCGUGCCCGAACCUACUGUCGCUAGGUAAAGGUGAAAUGGAUUUGCCCUCAAAUUUUCAAAUGGUGUUUUGAUAAAACAGGGAAAUCUGAGAACCCUUGUGCUGCUGGUUGAGAACAAAUCAGCAUUUAACUUUUCUUACCACAAAUACUCGUAGGUUGCCAAUAAGAACAGCUGCAGAUCUAAAAUUUUGCAAUUGAGUAAACUACAAAAAAUACUGAAUAUAUUCCAGAUGAAGUUUAACCCCUUUUAAAAUCUUCUGCAGUGAUGAAGGGAUCUGAUCAUUUGUAAUCUGCAUUGCAAACAUCUGGAAAUUCACAUUACUUUGGUCCAUAACUUGUUAUGCAUCAAGGCAGUGGGAGGUGUGUUAUCCAGCAUGUUUUUUUUUCCCCCUUAUGCUUCAAGCCCAUGCUGUUUUGUGACUUGCACAACAGGCCCAUAGCUGUUUUCCAGAAAUCCCACCAUAGCUGUGGUGGAAAGUGAAAUACACGAGGAGUCAUGUCAUCUUAAAAUAGAUAAGUUACAACACAGACAAAACCUAGAUGAGGUUGCAGCCACUUGACUUAAAGAUUAAUAUUAGGAUUUACUGCAUAAGCUGAGUUAUUAGUGACCACACGUUUUGAUUCUUUGGUAGAAGAACUCAGAGAUAAAAAGGAAUUUGUUCCUAUUGAGUCAUGCAUCUAAAUCUUGUCACUGAAUCACUUUGGCACCCUAAUACAUUCUGUUUUGAAUACCAACACAGUUUAUUCUCUUUCCUAAUAUAGAUUUGAGAGUGAUUCACCCUUUCUAGGGAGGCAGCUCAGAAAGCUGCUGUGAUUUUAGAUAUCUUGACAAGCUGACCAUUUUUUUUGUGGAGAAAAGUAGAGUAUCUCUGCUGAAUUCUCAACGGUGCAAGUUAAUUUGAAAACUAAUUUGAAAUAAAACAACAAAUGGUCAGGCAGUAUUGGUGAAAGGAGGACAGUUAACCCUUUUGCUGCAGAUCUUUUGUUAGAAUUAGGGAAGUGACAAAGCUCUUAGAAACAGAACAAAAUUCCUUGAUAUUCCAUAACUUUGGCACAAUAGUUGUAGUCACUAACUUGAGCUGCUGUUGACCCUGCUCCUAAAAUGUUGCUUAGAUAUUUGAUCUGUAAAUUCACAAACUUAUCGGAGCAGAUUCUGGACAAGCAUAGAGUUUGCCUGGGAAGAUCAAAAUCAUCAAUAAUGUGCUGACUCUGCUGAAGAUGUUUCUUAUGGUAUUAUUUAGUGGCCUGGCAUAUUUCCUGAUCCUUCAGUGUCCUAUGUUGACACUUCAAUGUUUUUUAAGUUCAUCAGACUUAAAACUUUCAGAUCAUCUGAAUUUAAAUGUUAGAAGGAUAAAUUGCAUGAGUAUCUUAAUUCCUUUUUAUCUGUCAGCAUUGGCCAUUAUAUUGUAUAAAUUAAUUUCUGGGUAACUGAAGAAUACAAACCAAUGACCAACAUACAAGUAUCCGGAAAUACUGUACCAGUAGCGAAAGGUUUAGUUUUCAGUUGCUGUUAAUAUUCUUCCAGUCUAUAUUUUAAAAACUCGAGCUGUAGGAGUAAAUGUAUGUACUUAAUGAUUGCACUCGUAUAUGAAUGCCUUGAUUUGUCUCUUAUUGCUGUAGUGUAGUUGACGCAGAGUUUGUAUUUUCAUUGUUCAAUCUGUAAGAACACUCUGUAACUUGCAAUAGUGAGAACAAUAUUUUGGGGAAUUUUCAGUAUCUUCUGCUUAGAUUGUUUUCAAUUCCAGAUGAGAUGUGCUUACCUUAUUUAUGUUUGCAUCUUAAUGUUACCACUGUCCUGCUUCUCAAGUGAAACAAGUGCUGCAGUUACUCUGCGCAUUGCUAAAUUCUCAUUGUGAAUUUAAUUGGCUGGGGUUUAGCAGGCUUUGCUACUCUAUAAAUGUCAAAGCUUAAUCUCAAUGCAUCAGUGUUCGAAUAUGGAGAAGCUGAGAAGCCUAAAGACUUUCAUAAAGCUAUUUUUUUAAAAGAAAACACUGAAGUACAUUUCUAUUUUAAGUGGGAAUUUGAACUUGCUGAAAAUUUCUGAGAAAUGCUACUUGUUAAAACUACCUCAGUUGGCUGACAGGAAUCCAAACUUCCUUUAUGUUUGCAAUAUCUUACCUUCCGAAAUUCGUCUGUUUUUUUUAAUUUGCUACAAAAAAAUUCCUAAAAUGAUAUGUGGCAUGAUGAGAAUGUUUUAAUUAUGCUAAGCAUAAUUUUUGGUGUAGCUUUUCUGUUGUGAUAUCUUAAAAUUUGUGUUGAAUGGAUUUUACAAACACUGGUUUGCAUGGAAGAUAAUAGUUCUUGAAUGUAACUUUUUAGUACAAAUGGCUGACAAAGGUGUUCCUUAAUUUGUUAUUGUUCAUAUCAUUGUUUAACUCUUCACGUUCUUUACACUCUUGAAAUCCUGUACCAAUCCCAGCUAGUUGCAUUUUAUUCUAGUAGCUAUAUGAUCAGUGAAACAAAUGGGUAACAUUCUAUAGUACUUAAUGUUGAUCUUUUACUUCAGUAUUUUGACAUUUUUAGCUGUCAAACAAGACUUAAAGCCAGUUCCUGUCCAUUGUUUAAAUCAGUAACAAUGGAAAUUUGAGACAAAUUCUGAAAUCCUGCAGCUUUAAGAAAAAAUAACUUGUGUAUGGUACAGAAUUAGAAGUUUCAGAUUAAAAUGUAAUUGGAUUUUUCAUGUCCAGGAAACUUCUACUAUUUACCAUGUUGUUGUUGUUAUCUCUUCAGUUCUAUGAUGGAUUGAAAAGGAACAUUUUCAUGCAAAUGUCAAUGUAUCAUUUUGAAUCUUUAUGUGCAAUAAAGCAUUGAAUAUAAUUUGUUUUUGGUAAUUUGAUAGCAUGUGUUGUCUUCGGAGUGGAAUGCAUUUGGUUUUCAUCAAUCUUGCUACUCAUUUUUGAGUUGUGCUUUGUGUAUCAGCGUGAUACGGGAAGCUCACGUUCACCAGCUUUCCACGGUAUUUUGUUCUUCAUCCUUUGUGUGCUCUGAAAAUGUUGGGUUGUCUAUGU